GACUUGGCGCUAGGCCCACGUUGAGCUGCUUUGUGAACGGUCACUCUAUUUCAACAAUAAUAUUUCCUAAUCAAUAUACCUGAUAUCAACAACUGAUGCACAAAACACACCGUCUCACCACCGACAGCCAGUACAUGGAGGUCGAAGGCUUGCUGCAGGCCAUGGACAUGCCCACCAGCCACGAUCCGGAGGCGGAACUGGAGCCGGAGUCCACGUCGCUGUGCCGCCUGAGCCGCUACAACGUGACCAACCUGUACGACGGCCCGACGGGUGGGGGGUCUUCUCUGACCUCGGGCCGACAGCGCUGCUACACAAUGCCGCAUGUGCCACCUCCAGCGCCGCCCUCCACGCCCACUCUGCUGACCAACGGGGGCGGCGGCAGCAGCACCUCCGUAUCCGUCUCCAUUUCGCCCACCUGCUCCACGGGAAGCCAUCCUUUAGAUGGCCAGAGCCUGAGCCAGAGCCCCUUAAACCACUUCAUUUACGUGAAGAACGGCAAGAACCUGCGUCGCGAAUCGCGCUGCGUUGACUCGGAGUUGUCCAAGUUGUUCAACGUGGUGUCGAUCACGAACCGACUGACGGCCAUCAAGAACCGCAGUAGUUCCAUUUCAAAUCCCAGUGGAAUCCUCAAUGCCUCGCGCACCAUAUCGAAGUUGAAUGGGGCGACGGCCACCAAGAUCUUUAAGAUCCAUCGUGAUCCCAAGGAGUUUCUGCGCGAGACGGACGAGGAUUCGGUGUCGGCGCCAGAGUACGACGAGGAGGAGGAGGACACGCGAUUCCGGUUCUUCCGGCGAGCGCGCUACUCGCGAAGGUACAGCACUUCGCGGUCCAGUAGGAAAUUCGCGCGGAAGUUCGCCCGAUUUGAGCACCAUGAGCGCAUGGAGACCAUAGUGGAUAGCUUCGAUGCGGCCAUGAGCUUCAACGAUGCAGACACCUGAGAGGCAGAGGCCACGACGACGACAAAGACGACGACGGCAACAGUUGAGGAUGAGGCAUGGCAGAUGGUCGGCCAACCAAUGUGAUGAAUGUGAAUUUCAACUAAAUUAUUUUAAUUGCUACAAACUA
Molecule: messenger RNA, 1065 nt
Organism: Drosophila subpulchrella
Lineage: Eukaryota; Metazoa; Arthropoda; Insecta; Diptera; Drosophilidae
Exons: 2
Coding region: 96-938 (280 amino acids)
Source: RefSeq, a predicted model, not a curated record